Messenger RNA from Pelecanus crispus (Dalmatian pelican), 486 nucleotides. NCBI's taxonomy places the organism in Eukaryota, Metazoa, Chordata, Aves, Pelecaniformes, Pelecanidae. The record is from RefSeq and is a predicted model, not a curated record.
AUGGAAGACGAGGUCUUUAACAACAUUUAUCAGAAUGCUAACACCACCGAUAUCUGUGAGAUUCCAGACUCUGAGGAAGACAAAGGGGAUGAUCUUUAUAGUCAUGACCAUGAAGAUCCAGCAUCUCCUUCUUCCAUCACUACUAUCCCAGAGAGCGUGGCUAGUAGUCAAGAGGGCUCAGAAGACAGCAAUUCUGUGGACUCUCAGCAUGGGGCUGAUGAGGAGGAUGGUUCUUCUUCAUCUCUCCAUGGUGCUGAAGAAGACCACCCGUACCAGGAGAUGGAACUGAUGAGCCCGACUCUGGAAGAUAAACACGUAGAAGGCAUGAUGUUUGACAGCAGCACGCAUUUUCCUCCAGGUUUCCAGUUGCGUCGGAGCCAGAGCACCUCUUCCACCUCCUCAACUUCCCUCAAGUUUCCCUUUAACAACAACUUUGGAGAAACUGACAACUUUCAGGAAGAUUAUGAGAUUUUCAUGUUUGUAAAG